Messenger RNA from Oncorhynchus tshawytscha (Chinook salmon), 1739 nucleotides. Its product is annotated as zinc finger protein 664-like. Gene Ontology annotation, molecular function: RNA polymerase II cis-regulatory region sequence-specific DNA binding; DNA-binding transcription factor activity. The record is from RefSeq and is a predicted model, not a curated record. Gene Ontology annotation, biological process: regulation of transcription by RNA polymerase II. Lineage: Eukaryota; Metazoa; Chordata; Actinopteri; Salmoniformes; Salmonidae. The transcript has 2 exons. Bases 305 to 1606 code for a protein of 433 amino acids.
CCAGUCAGCAGAUGGCGGUCUGGGAAUUUAAGGCGAUGCUGUUGGUGUGACGUAUAAUCUAGUGGACGGAACGCUUCUUUCAACAGCAGCAACAGUUCGUCAGCCACCUCGGCAGCUUGAUAGACAAAAUAGACGAACCAAUAAACCGCUUUAGGCGCUUUCGUGUUUAUUAGCCACUGUAUUUUAAACUCACUACUGUCGUCUAGUUAGUUAUCCGAUUUAAUUUCAUAUUUACGGUGUUGUUAUUAGUCAGCUAGCGGGCUGGUUAAGUUAGCAUUAGCCUAGCUAGCUAACAUCUCUGACCAUGAGUUCACUAAGCUGCUCUCCUCCUGAUAAAGAAGAGGAAGUCUGCUGGACGGAGAAAGAAGCUCUGGUGAAAGAGGAGGAGGAAGUUACAAUACAAAAACAAGUAGAGGGUGAGGCUGUUACGGUGAAAGAAGAAGAGAAAGAGGUCUCAGUUAAAGAAGAGGAAGAUACGUUCAGAGUGAAAGAGGAGGAGGAUGUUACAGUAAAAGAAGAGGAGGAAGAGAAAGAGGAGGAUGCGGUUUUUGGAGUGAAAGAGGAGGAGGAAGAGGUGACUGUCACAUCCAAAAAGGAGGAGGAAGAAGACGAGGAAACUGGAUAUCUGUGCCCGGUUUCCCAAAAGCAUAUUCAGGCGUCCAAUGGUUCUAACAAUGCAUUUAGCCGUAAGAUGGUUUUGAGAAACCGGGCCCUGAUUAACACUAGAGAGAGAUGUGACUAUCGUGGAUCCUCUGGGGAGCCUCAACAACAUCAUGAGGCAGAGAAAAGUCUCUCCAGAUCAGAACUCCUCAAGAAACACCAGCAGAGAACCACAGGGAAGAAAUCUCACUUCUGCUCUAACUGUGGGAAAGGUUGCAAAUCUUCAUCAGAACUUAAAAUACACCAGCGAGUACACACAGGAGAGAAAUCUCACUGCUGCUCUGACUAUGGUAAAAUAUUAAACUCUUCAGUAAAACUUAAAAUACAUCAAAGAUUACACAAAAGAGACAAACCAUAUGGCUGUGCUCAAUGUGGGAAGAGUUUUUCUUCAUCUAGCUAUCUCAUUGUACACAAGAGAACACACACAGGAGAGAAACCUUAUAGCUGUGAUCAAUGUGGGAAGAGUUUUACUUCAUCUGGCCAGCUGACUUUACACCAGAGAACACACACAGGAGACAAAUUGUAUAGCUGUGAUCAAUGUGGGAAGAGUUUUACUAGAUCUGACCAUCUGACUUUACACCAGAGAAUACACACAGGAGAGAAGUCUUAUAGCUGUGAACAAUGUGGGAAGAGUUUUACUAGAUCUGACCAUCUGACUUUACACAAGAGAAUACACACAGGAGAGAAAUCUUAUAGCUGUGAUCAAUGUGGGAAGCGUUUUACUAGAUCUGACCAUCUGACUAUACACCAGAGAAUACACACAGGAGAGAAACCGUUUAGCUGUGAUCAAUGUGGGAAGAGUUUUACCACAUCUAGCUAUCUGACUAUACACCAGCGGACACACACAGGAGAGAAACCUUAUAGCUGUAAUCAAUGUGGGAAGAAGUACUCUGAUAAAAGAUCUCUGAUUAAACAUCAGAAAAUACAUGAAGGAGUUGUUUCAUGAUAUCAAUGAAAUAAUGUCACAAUGUAGAAUGUUUUAACAUGGUUGGAUUAUUUUAAUGAUGUCACAAUGUAGAACCCUAAAUGUUUCUCCCCUGUUCUAUUAAUUUCAACAUUAAAUGGAUAUUAUCCUCAGG